UCUUCCACAAGCAAGCCAACAGAUAAAAAUAAAAAAACACUUACUAAGAUGGUAAAGUCCAAUGUUGUCCCAAAAUUAUACAUUGAAGGUGUGCAAACAAUUCCACCGGUGAAGAUCACCGAGCCAAGACAGGUCCGUCGAGUACUAACGGCCGACGAUGAUCCAAUUGGUCUAGGUCUCUUUGGCCAUUGCCUGCAUGUUGUUCUUUACUACAACAAGGCAGCCAAGGAGGAUUCCGGUUGGUUUCACGCCGGAUGGAUGAAGGAGUCACUGGCUAGAAUUUUGCCAGACCAACCCAUGAUCGCCGGACGCCUCCGGCGUGGUGAUGUCGACGAUGAUCAUCAAGAACUAGAGGUUGUUUCCAAUGACGGCGGAGUUAGGUUCAUCGAGGCUCGAGUUCCCGUAACUUUGUCUGAGUUUCUUGAUUCAAAGAGUAGGCAAGAUGCAGAAACCGAGCUUGUUUUUUGGAAAGACAUUGAUGAACAGAAUCAUCAAUUCUGUCCAUUAUUUUAUGUUCAGGUCACAAAUUUCGAUUGUGGUGGAUAUUCAAUUGGAAUAAGCUGUAGUAUUCUUCUGGCUGACCUUCUUUUCAAAGGAAAUUUCCUCCAAAAAUGGGCUAAAAUGCACAACAAUAUGCUGUACAAAAACAAUGUUCCAGAAAUACCCAUUUUCUACCUUCCUAAUCUCAAGAAAGAUCGUCGUCCCGUAUCAUCAAGCCUUUUCAGCUCUAAUACAAGAAAAAACAAUGGCCAAACAUUCAUCUUUGAUAUUGACACUAAAAGUAUCGAUUCGGUAAAUAACACCUUUAGCGACAAACUUGCAUUGCUUUGUGUUGAGGAGGCGGAGAGCAAGCUUGGAAGCAAAAUGGCUUCGGAAUUUCCUCUGUUCCUGAAUGAACCAAGUAGGAAAAUAAUCAAAGUCGAAAAGUGCUCGAAACACGAAGAUUUCAAUAGAAAGCUAAGCCGUGGAGUUAGCAGUGAAGGUUGGGAUUGUCUUGGAGCAGGAGCGGUUGAAUUUCUUGGUGGGAAUCAACCUGUUCACGUUUCAUAUUGGCUUGGAUCAAUUUCUGGAGGACUUGUUCUGGCAAUUCCAGAUUCUGAUCCCGAUCAUGAGGCCAUAUAUGGAGGAAAAAUUAUGGUCACAAUUCCUAAAGCGAAUCAAAUUUAGUAGGCCAUAUAAGGUGUGGUCCAUAUAUAUGAAUUAGUUCCAUCUUUAUCCCUUUGAAUAUUUGUACGUGGGGCUAGAUUUUCAUAUUGGCUUAGAAAUUAUAAUCAGUGUUAUAAUAAUGAUAAAAGUGGGACUACUAAAUGAUAUAAUAAUAAUCAAAAUGGGAUUACUGUCCUAUGGUGUGAUAAGUACUCGAAUGUCAAAGUGACUAAUUGUGUGUGUAAGUUGAAAUAUCACUUUCUUUGGUUUGCUGUCAUUUUGUACACACGUACAAGGGAUUUAAUUAUAUUAUAAAUAAUAUGUACUAUUUCACUCUUACUGAAAUAAAUUGAGUUUGUUAA
Ziziphus jujuba (common jujube) is the source of this 1508-nucleotide messenger RNA. Its product is annotated as hydroxycinnamoyltransferase. The transcript has 2 exons. The record is from RefSeq and is a predicted model, not a curated record. Gene Ontology annotation, molecular function: acyltransferase activity, transferring groups other than amino-acyl groups. NCBI's taxonomy places the organism in Eukaryota, Viridiplantae, Streptophyta, Magnoliopsida, Rosales, Rhamnaceae. Bases 49 to 1167 code for a protein of 372 amino acids.